AUGGAUGAUGAGGGACGGGUGUGGAGUGUUUGCGACGUCUCCCCAGAACGGAAACCACGCUACGUCAAUUUCUUCACCAAUUCCUGGCGCCUGAAGGAUCCCUGGGGCACGCCAGAUCCACCGACCGACGCGCGAGGCGGAAGGAACUUCUUCCGAUCCGAGAGAAGAUUCGCCGGCUCCGAGGCGUCACCUCUACUGAGCGUCAAGACGGGAGGAAGGGGCCACGUGGGGAUUCGCGUGUGGUCUGUGGUGCAGUGGUCUGUGGUGCAGAAAGAGGCGAAUGCCAUUCCGUGCAACGAAACAGUGAAGGUAAUGGUAGAGAUGGGAGGAAGUGGUGGUAGAGUAGAAGGUGCAGAAGACGGUGGCGAAUACGUAUGCGAUAGUGCGGCGGGGGAGGCUGAGAUAACGAUGGCGGAGGAAGUGGAGGCGAGUGGUAUGAGUAGUAGUGGUGGUGAUGGUAGUGGUGAUGGUGGGUGA
Gryllus bimaculatus (two-spotted cricket) is the source of this 477-nucleotide messenger RNA. The record is from the annotation of a GenBank genome assembly. NCBI's taxonomy places the organism in Eukaryota, Metazoa, Arthropoda, Insecta, Orthoptera, Gryllidae.